AUGGCUCUCUCCAGAGCUCUGGUUCUCGCUUUGGUUGGCUGGGUUACGUUCCUCUGUCUCGAUGCACAAAAAAUCACAACUAUCAACUGUGAUGUGCCACCCAGUACCCUGGUGCUCUCAAGCUUUUUGGAUGGAUAUACAGGUGAUAUAGAAUGGAUCACAGGUAUCCCACCCAACGUGCAUCUGAAAUUGCAAGAGUUUUUAUUCCCUGAACACUUGAAUUAUAUAGAGCUGGUAUAUUUUUCUGGAUCUAGCAAUGCAACUGUGAGGACUACUAUGGCACUGGAUGUUGAGGCUCUUGAGAUUGAUGAGAUAGAGAACGGACGGAACGUAGAAUUGAUAGAUGUAAACGACAAUGCUCCAGAAUUUCAACAAUCUAACUAUAGUGCUUCAGUAUCAGAGGUAGCUGAAAUUAAUUCCACGGUCAUAAAAGUGGAAGCUGAAGAUAAGGACUUUUCACCAGAAUUCAGCCUCCUUACUUACAGUCUUUGGGGCCCAAACUCUGAUUACUUUUCUAUAAGGGAAGGAGAUGGAAACGUCAUGGUGAAAAAAACACUGGAUUACAACAAGGUCAACUUUUUCAAUUUUACAGUCCAAGCAAAGGAAAAAUUUGGAAACCAGAGUGCCACUGCAUCAUUAAUAAUUAACGUGCAAGAUUAUGAUACAUUGAACCCCUAUUUCAGUCAAUCCGUGUACAAUGGGAAUAUCAGCGAAAACCAGGUGGGUCCUCUGACUGUUCUCCCAGAGGUCUUAGCUCAAGAUGGAGACAAAGGUAUAAAUGAAAAAAUAAUUUACAGCAUCAAACUAGUGAACCCCCCAGCCUAUAGCAACAGCUUUUCAAUCAAUGACGCUGGAGUGUUGGAAGUCAAGACCUCAAUUGACAGAGAAAUAUGUCCAAACCUUGUGGUGGGCAUUCAGGCAGCUCAGCAGGACAAAAGUUUCAAAACAGCUGAUGCAAUAGUUCUGGUUACUAUUGGAGAUGAGAAUGACAAUGAUCCAGUACUGUCACAAGCAAGUUACAAUGUCUCACUUCCAGAAAAUUUCCCAAAUGGGAUGGAAGUUCUUCAAGUAACAGCUACUGACCAAGAUGAGGGAGGCUUCCAGGGAACGCUCAGUCUCACUCCAGAGGACAGUCCCUUCCAGCUGAGUCCAGGUGGGAUCCUGACUGUGAGGAACUCCACGCUGCUGGACAGGGAGAGAGUACCCUCUAUUCACCUCCAGGUCACUGCAAGAGAUCAUUUGUCACCUUACAAAAAGGUGAACUCUUCUAUUAACAUAGUGCUGCUGGAUGAAAAUGACAACAGCCCAACCUUUAGAGACACACCGUAUAGACAAGUUAUUUUCCUCAACAUGACUGCAGGAAUGGCCAUUCUUCAGGUUGCUGCUUCAGAUCCAGAUGAUGGCAUAAAUGGAGAGAUAAGCUUCAUCUUAGCUGGUGGCAAUGAAGAUGGACACUUUGAAUUGGAUACAUCCACAGGACAAAUCAGUUUAAAAACAGUAAUCCCAUUAGAAAUCAACCAGCUUAAGAAGUUUGUCUUGUGGAUAACAGCUACUGAUGGUGGGACCGUUCCAAGAAGUUCAUCAGUGCCAGUAGAAAUCUUUGCAGUUGGAGAUUCCAGACCACAGUUUAUUCAAAAAACAUACAAUGUGUCUGUGGAAGAAGAGCUGGUUGCUCCUGUUGAAGUAGCACAAGUCAAGUACAAGGCUUUAAAUCCCCAUAUACCUGUUGUGUUUCGGGUGCUGACGGAAUCCGCUCCAUUUGCCGUUGAUGAUGAGGGAGUCAUCUCAACAAAAACCAAACUGGAUUACGAAUCCCAGAAGAAUUACACUCUCAAUAUUUCCUUGUCAGAUGGAAGCACUGCUGACUAUGCCACGGUGUUUAUCAGAGUUACAGACGUCAAUGAUAACAGCCCUGUGUUUGGUGCAACCAGCACCACCGUUGCCAUCGUGGAGAACAUGCCGGCAGGAACUAACGUCACCAGCGUGUCAGCCACGGAUGUGGAUGAGGGAUUUAACGGAUUAGUGGUUUACACGCUGAAGGGGGGAGAAGGAAAAAUGGACAUUGACAGUUCAGGAUUCAUUUUGCUGCAAAAGGUGCUGGACAGAGAAGAGCAAGGCUUCUAUAACUUAACUGUGAUUGCCACUGACCAAGGCCAACCCGCGCGAUCUACAGCGCUCAACCUGACCAUCGUCGUCGACGACAUGAACGACAACCCCCCGGUCUUCUCAUCAAGCAGGUAUGAAGUGAAGGUCCCUGAAGACCAAGAGCUGGGAAGUGCUCUGCUGACACUAUCUGCUACUGACCGGGAUGCUGGGGCAAACGCCCUCGUGACCUACCAAAUCGUUGACCAGCGACCUCAAACCUCCUCUCCGGUGUUCCUUGUCAACUCAAACACGGGCCAGCUCAGCCUGAACCAGCAGCUGGAUUAUGAAACCAUAAAUGAAUUUGAAGUGAAAGUGGAGGCAUCUGAUGGAGGUCAGCCUACUCUGAGCAAUGAAACCCUUGUAGUUGUUCAUGUAGAAGAUGUCAAUGAUAACCCACCAGAAUUCAGUCAGUCAGUUUAUGAUGUAUUUGUGUUUGAAAACCUUCAGAAGGGGAGUCCUGUCUACACAUUCAGUGUUGCUGACAAGGACGAGGCUGGCUUUUCUCAGGGAUACUUUAUUCUCAACAGCAGUUCAUUUACUGUGGAUAUCCCUGGAACACUUUCAUUAAGGAAUGACACAGAACUGGACAGGGAGACUACACCCGGAUUCAUUUUACAAGUGUGGGCGGUUGAUGACGUAAUAAAUGGACUUAGUUCAAGUGCCUUGUUCCACAUCACUGUUCUGGAUGUCAAUGAUAACAACCCCGAGUUUCAGAAUCAGCCAUACAAUUUCGAGGUUCUGGAAGGGGAAUACAUGUUGAACAAUGCCACUAGAGUUGGACAAGUCACUGCUACUGAUUUGGAUGAGGGAGAGAAUGCACGGAUUACUUACUACUUGUCACCUGAGGAUGGGGAUAAUCCAUACAGCAUCCAGGAGGAUGGAACCAUUUUGGUUACUGGCUCUGUAGACCGAGAGCGUAAAGACAAGUAUGAGCUGCUCCUGGUGGCAUCUGAUAACGGAGUGCCUCUAAGGCAGAACUUCACACAUGUCAGCAUCCAAGUGUUAGAUGUGAACGACAACCCUCCUCAGUUCACAAGGGCACAGUAUUCAGCCAGCGUCCAUGUGGCAGCAGCAAAGGAAGGGGAGUUUGUCCUGUCAGUGUCUGCCACUGACCUCGACCUUGGGAACAACGCUGUCAUCUCGUACAGCCUCAUGAACGAUUCUGAUGAUUUCCAUAUAAAUAAUGGCACUGGAGAAAUCACCCUCAGCAGUAACCUGGACCACAUCACAACCGACACAGUUGUUACACUGACAGUCAUUGCCACUGAUCAUGGAGUUCCUCAGCUUAGCUCAAGUGCCUCUGUUACUCUCUACUUGCUGGUAAAUGACACCAGCUUUGGGCUGACUUUUGAGAGCUCCAGCUACGAGUUCAGCAUUGAGGAAAACAAAGCCCCAGGGACUGCAGUGGGCUCUGUGAAGGCUCUGACUGGAAGCAUAGCUGUGCAGGUUGGGUACUCCCUGAAAUCCCACUGGGACAAGUUCUCCAUCGGGGACCAAGGAGACAUCGUGGCCCUUGUCCGGCUGGAUCGGGAAGAAGGAGACCUGUACAGCAUCCUUGUGGAAGCUGUGGAUUCUCUGGUGCCACCCAACACAGCUGUUGCUUUGGUAACUGUGAGAGUUGAAGACAUCAACGACAACCCUCCAGUUUUCUCUGCAUGGAUCCAAACUCAUUUAUCAGCUCCUGAGAAUGCAGCUGGUCUAGACUUGGGCACAUUUUCUGCUACUGAUCUGGAUACAGGAGAUAAUGCACUUAUCAGCUACUCUCUGCAAGAUGAUUUUGCUGGAACAUUCCAUAUUAACAGUUCUACUGGCAAGCUGAUGACAAAAACCUCCUUAGACAGGGAAGUGAUGGACAGUUACGAAUUGAAAAUAAUGGCCACUGAUUCUGGCAAGCCACCACAAUCUGCAAGCCUAGUUGUGAGCAUCAGUGUGGAAGAUGUGAAUGACAACCCACCAGUGUUCCCCCAAAGAACCUACUCCGUGACCGUGAGGGAGAAUGAGCCUCCACGUGUGAUUUUGAGUGCAGUGGCCACAGAUGCAGAUGUAGGGUACAAUGCCAUCAUUCAUUACACCAUAACUGGAGAGACGGCUUCAUUUCAUGUUGGAGAACUUUCUGGAGAUAUUGCAACCCUUCAACCUCUGGAUUAUGAAAGUCAUUCCCAGUAUAUGUUUAUUCUGAAAGCUUUCAAUCCUGGAGAGCCACAUCUCCAGGACACAGCAAACAUUACAGUUACUGUGGAAGAUGUCAAUGAAGAAGGACCCGUGUUUGACCAAUCCUCUUAUUACAAAAUGCUCCUAGACAGUUCUACAGCUGGCACACUAGUAGUAGACAUCAAUGCAAGAGAUGAAGGCAAGGGUUACGAUGAAGGCAUUUUCUACAAUAUUUCAGGUGGAAACUCAGAAGGCCUCUUUAGUCUUUCCAGUACUACAGGAGAACUCAGGUUAACAAGAGACUUAUCCAAACAAACUUCUCCCCUGUAUUACUCCUUGAACGUCACCGCUACAGAUUCGGGUCUGCCGCCUCUUUCAACCUCUGUAAAGGUGUCAGUUGUGAUUGCUCCCAUGGAUGUGUCCUUCCCAGUGUUCCUGGAAGAAGCCUAUCACCCUGCCCCUCUGUCAGAGCAGAGCCCUGCAGAUACGUUUGUUGUAGAGGUUCGUGCCUUUUACAAGCUGCCUGUGAACUACAGCAUCGCCUCUGGAGAUGAGAAGGGUUAUUUUAUUAUCUAUUCAUCCACUGGUAUCAUAAGAACAACUAAGACUCUAGAACUGGAAGAUUUUCCAGUAAAUUUCAAGGUACGAGCAACAGACUCAUCUAAUGCUGCCAUAUUUAAUGAAGUUGAAGUGAAAGUGGAAGUUAUUGAUGAAAACAAUUUCCCGCCGGUUUUCCCGUCUUCUCUACUAGAAGAGAGUUUGCCAGAGCAUUCCCCUGCUACCCAGAUUGUGCAGCUGAAAGCUCAGGACAAUGACACAGGGAGAAAUGGUUUCCUGACAUAUGGCAUUCUCAAUGGACAUGGACUAAAAUUCAGGAUAGAUGAAACAACUGGAAUCCUUUAUUCCACGGCCCCCUUUGAUUAUGAAGAGGAACCCACAGAAUACCAGGUUGUGGUGUAUGCUGAAGAUGACGGAAUCCCCGAGAAGAAGAGGGGUUACUGCACAGUUGUGAUAAAGAUCACUGAUAUUAAUGACUGGCCGCCUGUGUUUGAUCCAGUGCCUGAUUUCAGUGUCCAAGAAAACGUGCCUGUGGGAUUCAUAGUUGGAAAAAUCACAGCAUCAGACAGAGACACAGGAGACAAUGCCUUUGUUCUGUAUAACCUCACAGGUGAUGGAGAAAAUAUAUUUGAAAUAGAUGAAAUACAGGGCAUCAUUAAGAUAAGGAAGUCUCCAGACUAUGAAACCAUGAAUAAAUACAACCUUACAGUGACUGCAGUCAACAAUAAAUCUGCCCCUUUCUACCAGGCAGCCACCCACGUGGGUGUUGCAGUGAUUGAUGUGAAUGAUAAUGCCCCAGUGUUUGCCCAGAGCUCCUAUUCUGCUUCCAUAAACAUGGUGAAUCCUGUGGGCGCUCCUGUUCUCACCGUGAGCGCCACCGACCGCGACCAGGGGCAAAAUGGCCUUAUUGAGUAUUACAUCCUCCCGGAUCCCACCGUGAGCCCGUUCUUCCUGAUAGAGGAUGUGAGUGAGGGGAAGAUAAUUACAACUGGAAACCUGUCUAGAUCUGGAGAGAUGCAUUUAACAGUGAUGGCAAAGGACAAAGGUUCUCCUCCUUUAAAUGGCACCACUGUGGUUACUCUGAGUGUGUUUGACAACCGCCCAUUCGUUCCUCGCUUCAACGCAAGUGAGAUCAGGUGAGGCGUUCAUACUGAGUUAAAGAACUGGGAUGUGCUCACCAGGGAGUGCAAAGCAUAGCAAAGCUGAAGGUCAUUUUCAUAUUUUUCCAUGCAGAAGAAAGGACAUCAGUUUUAGGGGUUUUUUUUUAAAGCAGAACAUAGCAAAUUCUGCUACACUUGGGGUUCUGUGAAUGUGAGUUGACACAUUGCCUUUUAUUUCUCUGUUUGCAGCUUUUAUAAGCCAGACUCUUGGUCCCUUUUCUCUUGAACACUAUAAAAUAUUUUCCUUAUAUUUUAC
Messenger RNA from Hirundo rustica (Barn swallow), 6270 nucleotides. Its product is annotated as protocadherin Fat 4-like. Gene Ontology annotation, biological process: homophilic cell-cell adhesion. The coding region runs from base 1 to 5994 and encodes 1997 amino acids. Lineage: Eukaryota; Metazoa; Chordata; Aves; Passeriformes; Hirundinidae. Gene Ontology annotation, cellular component: plasma membrane. The record is from RefSeq and is a predicted model, not a curated record. The transcript is spliced from 33 exons. Gene Ontology annotation, molecular function: calcium ion binding.